This is a messenger RNA of Telopea speciosissima, 1299 nucleotides long. Its product is annotated as ATP synthase subunit gamma, mitochondrial. The record is from RefSeq and is a predicted model, not a curated record. Gene Ontology annotation, biological process: proton motive force-driven ATP synthesis. Bases 102 to 1070 code for a protein of 322 amino acids. Gene Ontology annotation, molecular function: proton-transporting ATP synthase activity, rotational mechanism. Lineage: Eukaryota; Viridiplantae; Streptophyta; Magnoliopsida; Proteales; Proteaceae. The transcript is spliced from 9 exons.
ACGACUGCAAGAGCUAUAGGACCUCUGGGGUUGUAAAGGAAACGAAGCUAUUUAUUUCCAUCAAACAAUUAAAUUUGGGGGCUUCGAAGAUCUGAUAAAAAAUGGCGAUGGCUGCGUUGAGGAGAGAAGGAAGGCGAUUUGCCCCUCUCAUGUCUCAUAAUCCCAUUAAUGCGGUUCGAUCUUCGCUUAUCAGCGAGGAGUUGGCUCCUCAGGGCGCACGUUCUAUCUCAACUCAAGUUGUCAGAAACCGGAUGAAGAGUGUUAAAAAUAUUCAGAAGAUCACAAAAGCAAUGAAGAUGGUUGCAGCUUCAAAGCUACGAGCAAUUCAAACCAGAGCAGAAAAUUCACGUGGCCUGUGGCAGCCAUUUAGUGCACUUCUUGGGGAUACUCCUAGUGUUGAUGUCAAGAAGAAUGUUAUUGUUACUGUUUCAUCUGACAAAGGUCUAUGUGGUGGAAUCAAUUCUACAUCAGUCAAGAUCAGCCGAGCUCUUCAUAAGUUGAACGCUGGUCCGGAGAAAGAAGCAAAGUAUGUUGUUGUGGGAGAAAAGGCAAAGGCUCAACUUAUCCGUGACUCAAGGAAGGACAUUGAGUUAUCUAUAACCGAGUUGCAGAAGAAUCCUCUGAACUAUACUCAGGUUGCUGUACUUGCUGAUGAUAUCCUAAAGAAUGUUGAAUAUGAUGCUUUGAGAAUUGUUUUCAACAAGUUCCACUCAGUUGUUCAAUAUUAUCCAACAAUUGCAACUGUAUUAUCCCCUGAGGUUGUGGAGAGAGAGGCUGAAUCUGGUGGAAAGCUUGGUGAGUUGGAUUCUUAUGAAAUAGAAGGUGGGGAGACCAAAGCAGAAGUGCUUCAGAACCUGACAGAGUUCCAGUUUGGUUGUGUUCUUUACAAUGCAAUAUUGGAGAAUGCAACCAGUGAGCAAGGGGCUAGGAUGUCUGCCAUGGAUAGUUCCAGCAGAAAUGCUGGUGACAUGCUUGACCGCCUCACUCUUACUUAUAACAGAACCCGUCAAGCAUCAAUCACUACUGAGCUUAUUGAGAUUAUAUCUGGAGCUUCAGCACUGGAAGGUUAAGUUCAGGAAGCACAGUCUACCUGGCGAAAAUAAAAAUGUUGAGAGGUCUGUUUACCCUUUAUGGGAUCAUCCUAUUUUAAAGGCAGUUUUUGGUUGAGCUGCUACUUUGAAUAAUCUACCCAAGUCGAGAACUUUUUUUCUGGAAAUUCUGUGACCAUUUUUAUGUUUUUGAUCAUUGGGGGCUCCUCUCUGUCAACUUAUUUCAUGUAAUGGCAUUUGGGGUCCUUUC